Messenger RNA from Cylicostephanus goldi, 207 nucleotides. Lineage: Eukaryota; Metazoa; Nematoda; Chromadorea; Rhabditida; Strongylidae. The record is from the annotation of a GenBank genome assembly.
GAGGAGAACGACGAUGUCGAUAAACAGGCCAAAGACAAGGAGAAUGAAGAGGCUGAUACCAAUGGAAAUGCUAAUAACGCUAGUCAUAGCGAAUCCGAAGUUUCUGCGAGCGAGAAUGGAUCUUCUGUGCCCGCUUCUCCAGAAGGCGAAGUAAAGAAAAGGCGUCCACGGCGAGCGGACGCUGACUACGUCAUUGUAAAGAAGUAG